GAGGAAUAGUAGUAAUUUUCUGUUGUUGGCACUAUCAAAAUUUUUAGCGAUUUGUACGCGUUUGUACGCCCUCGUACGCGCGCGUAUGCGCAUAUGUGGCGAGGGCCUUAUACAUCGAUUAAAAUCGCCCAUCACUGAUAGGCAAUAGGUGAUGAACUGUACGAAUAUGAAUGUUCCAAGAGCAUUCAAAAUCACACAGAACAGCGAACAUCACGGAAAUAUCCUUCGGUGUAGAAAGGCCCUAAACGAUAAAAUAAUGCUAAAAAAUUUUUAUUAAUUUAUUUUUACUGUUAUUAAUUUAUUAUAUUAUAAUUAAAAACAAGCGUCAACUCUUUUGUUUAAAAAAAUAUAUAUAUACAUAUUAAAAUGAAGAAUGAAAUAUAUACAAAAUUUUAUUGAUUGCAAAGUGUUCUUGAUGAUUAAGUAAAUCAGCAGGAAAAAAAUUUCAAAAAGUUAAUACAUAGAAGUAAUACUUUCAACUUUUUAGAUUGUACGUUUGGGGACUUAGACUGAUGUUGGAGAUAAUUUGAAUAACAAUAAUUCAGUGUUUUUUAUUUAUCAUUAGCCUAUAAAAUUAAAAUAGUUAUAUAGGUGGAUUAGUUUCAUCUUGUGUCAUGAAAUUCAGCAAAAAAUUUUAGAAUUGAGAAAACAUUGAUAAUUCAAGUUAGUAUAAGCCUAAUUAAUAACUUAAAAAAUGUCUGGAACCUUGGUCAAAAAUUUUUCCUGUGUGGAUUUCAAUGCAGAAAAAUUUGUUAAAGACCUCAGUACAGAGUGUGUUGGAGCAGAAGAAUUGAGGCAUCAAAGGGCUAAUAUUCAAGAAUUAUCAGAAAAUACAUCAGCUAUGCUAAAGCGCAAUGUAUACCAAAAUUAUAUACAAUUUAUUGAAACAGCAAAAGAAAUUUCUCAUCUUGAAAGUGAGAUGUAUCAAUUAUCACAAUUACUUUGUGAACAAAGGUCAUUGUUGAGUGCAUUAGGUACUAAUCAAAUGGUAGGAAUAGAAUUUGAACAUACCACUGCAGUAGGUUUUGAAAAUGACUUUGACUACAUUUUGAAAGAAGAAGAACCUAAGCAAAAAUUAAUUAAAUUACUAGAAAAUGUUGAUGGUGCUAUGAAUUUAAUAGAUACAUCUGGACGAGUUUGCUUACAUGAAGGCUCACUCUUAGAAUUAGAUCCAAUUGAAGGAACUCCAUUAAAAAAAAUUCAUGCUUAUUUAUUUAAUGAUAUACUAAUGAUAGCUUCUUGGUUAUCUCAAAGUAACAAAAUUAGUUUAUCUAAAUGUAAAAUGCAAGCUGUUUAUGAUUUGAAAAGUUUAGCAGUUAUUAAUAUAAGAGAUCUAGGAAAUGUUAAGCUAGCCUUCAAACUACUGGCUUUUCCAGAUACUAGAGUAUUUCAGUGUGCUUCUGCAAUCACUAAGAAAGAAUGGCUUGAAAAAUGUGAUCAAGCGAAAAAGUUGAAAGUUUCACAAGCUACUCUACCAAAUAUUGAUAUUGAGAAGAAAUCAGUUGGUGUACAGCAAUUCUUCCCAACAUCUAGAUCAGUACCCUUAGACUUCAAUACUAUAGAGAAUAGAAUAGAAGCUGAGCACUGCCACUUUCUUCCGGAAUGGAUAUUAGAAGUUACAGAAGAUUUAGAUUCUUGCAUAGCUCAACGUCAUUUCGAUGAUGCUUUUAAUUUACUAGACCGAACAAAAACUUAUAUACAGAAUAUGCAAACUACUCAAAAUUUUUGUAAUCUUAAAGCAAAAAUUCAUGGAAGAUCUAAUUCUCUUAUUAAUGUUUUGAGAAAAGAAUUAGAAAUGAGCGCUGAAGCUAAAUCUCUUCAAGGAGGAGGACUGAGAAGCGCCAGAAGAGCUGUUAAAUUACUUAUUCGUCUUAAUCACAGUGCGCAAGCAUGUCAGCUUUAUCUAAGAUUAUGCAGUGCGGUAUUGAAGGCUAGGCUAAGGCGCGUAAAGAGAGAAGGAUCGAUUCUACCGUACAUAAAACAAAUGAGUGCUAUAGUCUUCAGUAAUAUUUCUGAAAUGUCACAAAAAUUCUUGAAAAUAUUUUUUCCGCAUACAACUUGUACCUCAGCUUUUAUUGUAUGGUGCAGCCAUGAGCUUAGAUUAUUCACUUCUCAUGUAAUUAAACAAAUGUUUAUUCCUCAAGUACCAUUAACCACUUUGGCUGAAUGCAUUAUGAUUCUACGUGAUCAUUGUGAACAGUUUACUUCUAUUGGGAUAGACUUUCGAUAUCAAAUCGACAGUCAAAUAAGAGCACCGUUAAUACGAGCUUUACAAGAUACAAAAGAAAAGUACAUAGACGCAAUAAAAGUACGAAGUAUAGAAGAUGGGUGGAAACCAAGUAAUUGGCAUACAUCACAGCAACUUCAUAAGUUACGCGUAGAGCUAGAUGAUUUGGGAAUUCCAUUGCCACAAUGUUAUCUGAAAAAUGAAUAUUGGCUACCUUUAACAAAUAAUACCUUGAUAUUUUCAAAGUUGUACAUAAGCUUGUUGGAAGACUGUCUGAACGUGACAACUGCUGAAAUUAUUAUUAUAGUUGAAGAUGUAUUAGGAUCUGUACUACAAGUUCAAGUACAACAUAUAUUAACAUCAUUAUCUAGCGUGAAGUUUCAACAAGAAAAAAAACUAAUACGCGAUAACAUCAGAUAUAUUCAUGACGUUAUCAUGACUCGCACUUUAGAGCUGUACAAGAGUGUUACAGGUCAAGACUUCAAGAAAUUGAUAGCUCUACAAGAACAGCUCUAUUCUAACCUAACAUCUAGUAAUAAUCCCAAACCUGCUCCACGAACGUCAAUACCAAAAUAUUCUACGACUGAAUACAUUUAGAGGAUACCCCAUGGCCUGAAUCAUUUCCACGAGUAAUUUUAAUAAAAAUAAUGAUACUAAGAAUAACAAUGACAACUAUAAGAAUAAAGUUAAUAAAACAGAAUCGAUGGUAAUAUCGUAAAAUACGUCGUAUAUAUAAUGUUGUAAUCAAACUUUUCUGCAUGUAUAAUAUACUUUUAUUUAUAUCAAAUUCUAAAGAAUCCCUUGUCACGCAGCAAUUUUAGCAUUAUAUCAUGACUCUGUUUAAAGUUGUAAAUCGAGACAACUAACAGAAUUUUAUUUUCUUGGAUUGCUAAUGUUGCUAGUCUAUGAAAAAAGACAAUGUAAUUUAGUUUUCUAAAACGCCCAUUCACGGAUCCAUUUUAUAAUUAAUAAAUUAAGUCUUUAUUUGGUCAAUGUUUCAGGGAUAUUCAAAAUCUCUCUUAUCAGAAAAAAAAGCAAUCAUUCAUAAAAAUUAUUUUAUGAACCAUUACAAUUUGUUACAAUAUCAAUGAGUUAUACUAUUUACUUAAUGUAAAACAAAUAAUUUAGUUGGUUAUAUACAAUGAUUUGACAAAAUAUUUCCAUUUAUGUUUUUUUCCGUAAAGUGUGUAUAAUUUUUUCAAGUAAUACACA
Molecule: messenger RNA, 3439 nt
Organism: Phymastichus coffea
Lineage: Eukaryota; Metazoa; Arthropoda; Insecta; Hymenoptera; Eulophidae
Gene: Exo84
Product: exocyst complex component 8
Exons: 9
Coding region: 695-2824 (709 amino acids)
Biological process (GO): intracellular protein localization; exocytosis; Golgi to plasma membrane transport
Cellular component (GO): exocyst
Source: RefSeq, a predicted model, not a curated record